Molecule: messenger RNA, 5108 nt
Organism: Alligator mississippiensis (American alligator)
Lineage: Eukaryota; Metazoa; Chordata; Crocodylia; Alligatoridae
Gene: GALR2
Product: galanin receptor 2
Exons: 2
Coding region: 402-1532 (376 amino acids)
Biological process (GO): G protein-coupled receptor signaling pathway
Cellular component (GO): membrane
Molecular function (GO): G protein-coupled receptor activity
Source: RefSeq, a predicted model, not a curated record
CGCCUGAAGCGGACAGACGAGGCAGUGGAUGAAAACGAGCGGGACUUCACUGGGGGGAAGGGAGGGGGCUGGGUUUCUAUGGCCACCAUUAAUUUGAGUUUAGGCACUUAUCUCCCUGGAAACAAGAGGCUGGUCUGGACCUAUUUAUUUAGUUUUGAGCCCCUGCUUCCCGGCACUCACAGCGCGCCCGGCUCCCGGCGCGGGAGGGACGGGAACAAAGCUGCCAAGAAGUUUGGCCGCGCUCGCUCGGAUCCCCCGGCUCGCGGCGCGGCGCAGCGCAGCGCAGCGCAGCGCAGGGAGAUCCCUGGGGCUGGGGCUGCAAGGGGCGCUCGGAUCCCCAUGCAGCGCCCGAAACUGACCAGCCCCGGGUGCAAUUGACCAGCCCUGCCCUGCCCGGGGAGAUGAACGGCUCGCUGAACACGUCGGGGGGCGGCGAGGCGGGCUGGCAGCCCGAGUCCGUGCUCCUGCCGCUGGUCUACUCGCUCAUCUUCCUGGUGGGCACGGUGGGCAACGCGCUGGUGCUGGCGGUGCUGCUCCGCAACGGGCAGGUGCACAACACCACCAACCUCUUCAUCCUCAACCUGGGCGUGGCUGAUCUGUGCUUCAUCGUCUUCUGCGUGCCCUUCCAGGCUACCAUCUACACCCUGGACGGCUGGGUCUUCGGGCCCUUCCUCUGCAAAGCCGUGCACUUCUUCAUCUACCUGACCAUGUACGCCAGCAGCUUCACGCUGGCCACGGUGUCCCUGGACAGGUAUUUGGCUAUAAGAUACCCUCUGCACUCCAGAGAACUAAGGACCCCCAGGAAUGGUCUCACUGCCAUUUGCCUCAUCUGGGGUCUUUCCUUUAUUUUUUCUGGUCCCUACCUCAGUUACUACGAGGAGUUCCAGACAGCCAACCUCACUGUCUGCCAUCCCAUUUGGAAAAUCUCCCAACGCAAGAUCAUGGAUCUCUGCACAUUCAUCUUCAGCUAUGUUAUCCCAGUGCUGAUCCUAAGCCUCACCUACAUGAGGACCAUCCGUUACCUCUGGACAUCUGUGGACCCCAUUGAAGACAUGUCUGAGUCCAAGAAGGCUAAGCGCAAGGUCACAAGGAUGAUCAUCAUUGUAGCUGUCCUCUUCUGCCUCUGCUGGCUGCCCCAUCACCUGGUCAUCCUGUGUGUCUGGUUCGGUUACUUCCCUCUCAACCAUAACACUUAUGUGCUUAGGAUCCUUUCACACCUGAUCUCUUAUGCCAACUCCUGUGUUAACCCCAUUGUCUAUGCCCUGGUCUCCAAACACUUCCGCAAGGGCUUCAAGAAGAUCUUCAUCUGCCUCUUGCACAAGAAGGUGGCCAACAAGGUGCAUGUAGCUCAAGUGAACAACACGGUCAGCACCUUAGAGGCAGAUCUGACGGAAGUAACACACAUCAGCGAGCCUCCACAUGCCAGGUCCUCCACCUGCUGCCAGCUCCCAGCCCAAUCAUGGGGGGAGGCAGAACUGGUUGGACGUCCACAGAAAACAGCCAACUCCUUCAUCACCUUCAAUGUUACCUAAUGGAAUAUUAUUUCUUUCAGACUUUGAAAGAUCUUCUGAGUCCAGGACGGUUUCAUGGGGACCUGUACAGGAUUUUAGGCUUAAAUAGACCUCAUAUGGCUCUCCCCAUUUUCCAUUAAAAUGCUCAAGUAGGUAUUUCUCCCUUAGACUGAUGCUGGUUUCUAGCCUCUCAGGCAAGAGAAUGGCCAGGACUUAUACAGAGAAUAUGGUUUUAUGGAUGUCCUGUCAAGAUCAUGUGGCUCCAGCAAUCAAAGUCUACUUUCUCCAAACCAAUUUUCAUGUACAAUAGGAUAUUAUCUCCUGCCUUGUUUUAAUGGUCAGUGAGUGGGCUGUUUUUUAUUUUCUAUUUUAACCCUCCCAGUAAGACAUGAGUGAUUUGAUUUCCUUCAAGGAUUUUAAAGGUCAGGAAUAAUUUUGCUUUUUCAAUGCAGGGAAAGGGUUUAUGGGAGCCAUGUCUUAGUUCACCUGCCAUAGGACUAGAAUCAUUUCUAGAGAUCUCAAAUAGAGAUCUUCUUCCAGCUCAUUACUGGAUUGGUAAAAGGCUUUUGGAAAUAAUGGCCAAAAGUGUGGAGGGGAGAGGGCUGCUUGCUGACAAGGAUCUUAAUAUUGUCACAGAGAAGCAUCUAAAGAAAGGCAGUAGAGAGUGACCCACAAGUCACACAGAUAAAGCAAGAGGAAAAGAACAAGUUCUGUUGAAAACCUUCCCACUUUGACUAACAUUUUUCGUUACUGUGAUUUAAGAUGGUCUUGCUGCUCUUGGCCUGCUUUCUUGAUAGAUAUGUAGAACAGUAACUCUGGGCUGUGCUUCUAAUUACCAAUUACAGGACAGAGGCUGUGUGCAAGGCACAUGCACAGAGUCCAUGUUCAGUGGACCAAUCAUCCCACUGCUGCUGCUAGCAGGCAUUGCUCUGAAUUCAACUCGAUGAAGAAAGAAAGCUUGGAUGGAAAGAAAAUGACUGAAUUAUUUGGUUCUCUUUGCUGUCUUUGGACACUUACGUAUUUAAGAGACUCUCUUCACAGCUCAUUGAGUUUCUCCUUCACUGAGGUCACUAUCUUGCAUUUAUAUGACAUCAGUGUGUUGCCAUGGUGUUGGCUGCAGUGUCACAAAUUGAGCAUUUUGAGUCCAGUUCUUCACUGCCAGGCUUCAUGUGCGAUCACUUAUGCUUACGCAACACAAGAGCAAAAGGUGGCCUUUUAUACCAUUUUAUUCACACUUUAUUCAGGUGUAAAAAGCAUCAUGAGAAAUGAGGGACAAACCUUUUUCAGUGGCAUUGCUGAGGAGGAUACCCAUGCCUAAAUAAAUAUAGCGUGCUGUAGUCUCCACUCCACUUGGGAAUGAACCAGAACACCUGGAACCUAGGCAGACUUGGAAAGGGGUAGCAUUGCCCCAGCAAAGGCAAAUUUGACUUUUGACAUGACAUUGGUUCAGCUGGUUAGGGCCCAACUGAACAAAUUUGCCUACUUGUUAUAAAUCCAUUAUGCAUCAAGCCAUGCGGUACAUUGGAGUGCAUGCCAUUUCCUGAGAAAUUUGUGGCCAAUGCUUAGAUCACUGCAGACCAGUCCCAAACUCUAGGCUGUGUUUGACUCAAAUUAGGCCCCUUGUCUGUGAAGAAUCUUUGAGCCCAGAGCACAGGUACUGCAAGAGUCUAAGCUGCUACCUCUGAUGUGGGAGUUACUUGCAACUUCCCCUCACCAUAAGGGCCUUUUCACAGCUAAGAACAUGUGUGUCAUACUGGGUCAGAUCAGUAGUCCAUCUAGCUCUGUACCCCAUCUCUGACAGUGACAGCAGUGGCUGCUUCAGAGCAGUGGUUUUCAAUCUGUGGGUUGUGGACAUCUGGGGGUCUGCAGACUAUAAGGGGUCCAUGAAAGAUGACUAUGAUCAAUCAAAAGUAUGUGAAUACCUACACUUGUAAUUCCAAGGGGUGUGCACCUCCAUUUGAAGUUUUUUUUUUUUAGGAGUCCACAAAUGAAAAAAAGUUGAAAACCACUGGUUUAGAAGGAGAGCAUAUGAACAGGGUAUAUCUGGUGUGAUACCUGUAAUACCCUCACCAUCUUUGGUUCAGAGAUGCAUCCAUGACUUUUCCAUUUAAUAAGUACUAAUGGAUCCAACUAUCAUCCAUGAAUUUGUCCAGUCCUUUUGUGAGCCUGUCUAUACUAUCUGCCUCUACAACCUCCUGUGGUAAAACUCUGCCUUUCCACUCUGUUCCACUCAUCAGAUUUCUUGGUUUAUCAUCUGCCAUCUAUUAAUCAACCCUUCACUGUCCCCGAGCAGACUGAUCUGAAAAGCACCUACCUUCCUCUCCUCUGCUACGAUGUCUAUAAGAAACCUGCUGGUUUAUGAUAGGCAGAGAGAAAAGUAGCAGAGAUUAGUUGGCGUUCACCAUAAUACAACAUAUAAUUGUAUAUACAUGUACAUUAAAAUGAUAAAUAUUUGACUGUAUUUAAUACAUUUUUUUCUUUUUGGCUGCAAGCUCCUGGGAUCAAAGAUCAUGUGUUGAAGUGUAUUUGUAGAGCCAAGCACAAUGGAUCUUGAGGCUCCCUGAGUCCCAGGGGGCAAUUACAAUGCAAAUGUUAAAAAAGUAUAAAAAAGAUAGAUGUUUGCAGAGCACCUCUAUCGGCUGGAACCACUUUGGACAUAUGGGUAGCACACACCCUGGCUCCCAUGACCCCGACUGCCUGCAGUCAGAUUUUAGGUUAAGUUCUGUCUGUGCUUUACGGGCUUCCCACAGACUGAAGCAACUAAUCAUUUCCAUGAAUAUAAGAGAUGCGAAGGUUGGCCUGGUCACGGUCUGGAUCUCGAGGCAUGCAUUCAGCCUUCCUGAAAGUGAUGGCCUAAGUGCUAGAGCCCUGCAAGAAGGGUGCCCAAGGGAAACAAGAGACCGAUUUUGAGCCAGGAACUAGAUGGAUGAUACUAUUGAUGUGAUAGUCUGCGAUAAGAUGAGUGGGCUAUCCAUAUAUGGGAGCAUGGGGUUUCUCUCUGCAGUGGGAAUAGAGCAACACAGACUCUCACAUGGUGUAUAUACCUGUACUCACUACCAUAUUUUGUUAUUUCAUACACUGCGUAUAUAGUACUGCCUUUAAUUUCCAUGCAUUUCCGAAUGCUUUGCAGGAUGUUCAGAGAGAUCACUUGAUCUCUAAGCUUGAAAUAGGGCCAUCUUUAGAGUGAAGAGAGCCCUACAGAAGACAGGUUGAAAGAGGAAAUGACAAAUUACAUAGCCAAAUUACCUUGCCCUAAACAGUCUGCCCUUAAUAUGAUGUUUAAUCCCACAAAAGGCACCUUGAUUAGUUCCCAACAUGGGGUACUGGUUUAGUACUGACUCACUGAGAAGAGAUAUCUACUGGAUUACCAUUUCUUUGCACCACUAAAUGUUCCUUGGGAUGCUCCUAUCCAAAUACAGACUUGGCCAUGUAGCAUAGCCAACAAGGUAUUCCAUGAAUACUUAGUCCAGCAUAUGACUGAUACUGUGUUGUGACACUAGGCAGCACAAACUGUAUUAGAUAGCGUGGGAACUGGAGGGUGAACCAUAUGAUCUGUCUGCAUCUAGCUGCCUCAAUAAAGAAUCACCUUUAUAUUGA